This is a messenger RNA of Hemibagrus wyckioides, 2761 nucleotides long. It is a transcript of the gene chrnb3a, whose product is annotated as cholinergic receptor nicotinic beta 3 subunit a. Gene Ontology annotation, cellular component: neuron projection; postsynaptic membrane; synapse. The record is from RefSeq and is a predicted model, not a curated record. Bases 281 to 1672 code for a protein of 463 amino acids. NCBI's taxonomy places the organism in Eukaryota, Metazoa, Chordata, Actinopteri, Siluriformes, Bagridae. The transcript has 6 exons. Gene Ontology annotation, biological process: monoatomic ion transmembrane transport; nervous system process; chemical synaptic transmission. Gene Ontology annotation, molecular function: transmembrane signaling receptor activity; acetylcholine-gated monoatomic cation-selective channel activity.
GAGAGAGAGAGAAUGAGAAUCUCGGCAUCCCCGCUGGUUCUUUCCUGCGCGUGCUCAGCAUUUUGCUCGGCGCGGGGGAAACACGGCGAGAGAGAGAGAGAGAGAGAGAGAGAGCUGUAGUCCUCAUCAUUCAUGCAGCUGAGACUCGGCGGCUUCUCACGGUAAUGACGCGGGAAAUCACGGCGCUCGCGUGCGCUCGAUCCUCCUGCUGCGGGAUGACGGAGUGAAGGAGGCGGAAGCUCUGUUGCUCGCGCGCGCGGCGCAAUAAACCACCACCACCAUGCAGCUACCGAUCGCAGCGCUGUGCCUCGCGCUCGCUUUGGCGGCCACCGGCGCCGCAUCGGAAGCUUCAGAGGAGUUGUCUUUAGCCGAACUGGAGGACAUGCUGUUGAGGAAACUUUUUCAUGGUUAUCAGAAGUGGGUGAGACCAGUCCUGCACUCCAACGACUCCAUCACCGUCCGCUUCGGCCUCAAGAUCUCACAGCUGGUGGACGUGGAUGAAAAGAACCAGCUCAUGACUACUAAUGUCUGGUUGUGGCAGGAGUGGACGGACUAUAAGCUGAGCUGGAACCCGGAGAAUUACGGGGGAAUUACGUCCAUCCGUGUGCCCUCGGAGACCAUCUGGCUGCCUGACAUUGUCCUCUAUGAAAAUGCUGAUGGACGUUUCGAGGGCUCACUGAUGACCAAAGCAAUCGUCAAAUACAACGGUACAGUGACAUGGACUCCUCCAGCUAGCUACAAGUCGUCCUGCACUAUGGACGUCACCUUCUUCCCUUUCGACCGGCAGAACUGUUCAAUGAAGUUCGGUUCCUGGACAUACGACGGCGCCAUGGUGGAUCUGACCCUGAUCGACCCCCACGUGGACCGCAAGGACUUUUUCGACAACGGUGAGUGGGAGAUCCUGGACGCCAGCGGACAGCGAGGGAGUCGGCGCGAUGGAAUCUACUCCUAUCCGUUCAUCACUUACUCCUUCAUCCUGAAGCGGCUGCCUUUGUUCUACACGCUCUUCCUGAUCAUCCCGUGCCUGGGCCUGUCCUUCCUCACCGUGCUGGUUUUCUAUCUCCCGUCGGACGAAGGCGAGAAGCUCUCGCUGUCCACGUCCGUGCUGGUCUCACUCACCGUCUUCCUCCUGGUCAUCGAGGAGAUCAUCCCUUCCUCGUCCAAGGUGAUCCCGCUCAUCGGCGAGUACCUGCUCUUCAUCAUGAUCUUCGUCACCUUCUCCAUCAUCGUCACCGUCUUCGUCAUCAAUGUGCACCACCGCUCCUCGGCCACCUACCACCCCAUGGCGCCAUGGGUCAGGAGGCUCUUCCUGCAGAGCUUACCCAGAAUGCUGUGCAUGCGUGGCCACACUGAUCGCUACCUCUAUGCCGACAUGGAGCCACACCGGAGUCCGGAGCUGAAGCGCGGGAUGAAGAAGGGGACGAAGAAGUGUGCGGGAGGAAAGGAGGACGAGUCCUGGGUGGCCAUGCUGGAGAAGGCCACCAGCUCAGUGCGCUACAUAUCCAGACACAUCAGGAAGGAGCAUUUCAUCAGAGAGGUGGUUCAGGACUGGAAGUUCGUGGCUCAGGUGCUGGACCGGAUCUUCCUGUGGGUCUUCCUCACCGUGUCUGUAGUCGGCACCAUCCUCAUCUUCACUCCGGCGCUGAACAUGUACCUCAGCAGCGCUUCCUAAAAACCCUCUCAACACACACAGGGGGAAAAAAAGACACUUCAUAAUAAUGUAAACCAAGCAUUCUUUCAAAUCGUUCAGAUCAGACCUCAGAUAUUUACAAAAAUAUACAUCAUGUAACACAACCAAGUCGACACAAUCUCCAAAAUCAUUUGACAAAACAUCACUGUCGAAUUCUCGAAUCCGAUUGGUCGGAAAGCGGCGAUUUAUUUUCAACAACAGCGCGCAUUCUGAGGCGUUAUUGUUUCUAUAGGAAACAGCUCGAUCACGCUUGUUAACCCACGGAUUAGAAUAAAAUCAAGGCUUGGAUGCUUACUUAUCAUUUAUGGAAGGAGUCACCAGUGUCAGUGCUUUGCUUCAAGACUGCUGGAAAGUAACCAGUCCUAGGCCGGUAGCUCCGCCCACUUUGCAUCACAUCAAAUGUGAUCGAUUGUUGUGAAGUGUUUAAUUCCUCUAAUAACAAAGCUAUUUUCCAUUGUUCUGGGUUGUUUUCUUUCAUAAACAUACCUUUAAUCUGCAAAAAUGAAUUCAGCACACCCUUUACACACCCUCACCAAAAUCUAUAUUAUUCCUUUAUGCAAAAAAAUAGCCAUAUUAGAUUCUUUCAGGAACGCUUAACAGAUACUACAGUGCGUAGAGGAUCGUGGAAAGACACGGAUAAUGUGUGUAUGUGUUUGUUAUGAUGACGAAAUAUUAGCCACGCCUCCUCAUAUUUAUUCAUUUCCAUGUCUAAUGCGUUUCCUUGUACAGUGUUUUAUAUGUGUUAUAUAUGAUUUCGUUAUAUCAUACAAACCUGCAGACUCUCCAUAUCUAUCUAUCUAUCUAUCUAUCUAUAUAUAUAUAUAUAUAUAUAUAUAUAUAUAUAUAAAUCAUGUAUUUAUUUAAUAUGGCAUCGAGAAAACUUUCUUUUGCCUCGUUCUCUGUCCGUCAGUACACUUUGUGUCGGUCAGAUUUACGUUGACGUCGUCUACGUUAACGUGUGUGUGUUUAUGUAAACCGAAUGCUUAAAAGUCUUGACUUUUUCUAUGUUGAAUGACCCAAAUAAAAAAAAACUCAGCUCAAGAAAUCAAAUAAAUGACAACGUUUAGCUGC